AUGAAGUUGAACCUGAACCUCUUGCUCAGUAUCUCGCUCUUGUUUGUUCUUUCAAUCCAUGCGGUGGAUGCCGCUUCUGAAUUUCUGGCGCCAGUAGCCCAAAAGCAUUUAGACACAUAUUGUAAACACCUCGGCAACUCAUGCUCGUCAUUUGAAGAUUGCGAGUAUAAGUUUACUCAAAGCCGUUGCUGUUACCAAGGAUCCUGCUAUCGGGCAUCAUCGAUGACAACUUCCUCCUGGGCGGAUUUACUUAGUCUGGCAUGGAGCUGGAGCUUUGACAACAACUUGGAAUCACAUCAACUUGACAGCUUGACACAACGACUAGUACCAGACUUGGAGCAGCCAUCACAUGGUCGAGCCAUAUCAGAAAGCGGCAAGAAUCCUUAUGAGCGCAACAUGGAAACCUACUUGAACGUCCCUGACGUCAUGUCGCAUAUGGGUGCAAUGAUGGACUCGGCAGCCAAUUCAGCGUACGCACAUGAUUGGAUGCGUCCUUAUGUUGAUGAAAUUGCACCCCUCUUGGAAGAUGGAAUCCGCAUUCUUAUUUACGCUGGUGACGCUGAUUUUACCUGCAAUUGGAUGGGCAACAAGGCUUGGGUCAUUGGAUUGCCUUGGAGUGGUCACGAGGAAUUUGCAGCUGCCGAGGAUACGCCAUGGUUCUCUACCACUGCAAAUGAGCAAGGUGGUCAUGUGGUGCCCAUGGAUCGUGGUGAUUAUGCCAUUGACAUGCUAAACAACUGGCUGCACGAAGAGCUUGUUUAA
Molecule: messenger RNA, 762 nt
Organism: Lichtheimia ornata
Lineage: Eukaryota; Fungi; Mucoromycota; Mucoromycetes; Mucorales; Lichtheimiaceae
Exons: 6
Coding region: 1-762 (253 amino acids)
Biological process (GO): proteolysis
Molecular function (GO): serine-type carboxypeptidase activity
Source: RefSeq, a predicted model, not a curated record